This is a messenger RNA of Callithrix jacchus (white-tufted-ear marmoset), 3355 nucleotides long. RefSeq names its product ciliary neurotrophic factor (gene CNTF). Gene Ontology annotation, molecular function: growth factor activity; cytokine activity; ciliary neurotrophic factor receptor binding. The record is from RefSeq and is a predicted model, not a curated record. Gene Ontology annotation, biological process: positive regulation of axon regeneration; positive regulation of tyrosine phosphorylation of STAT protein; negative regulation of neuron apoptotic process. Lineage: Eukaryota; Metazoa; Chordata; Mammalia; Primates; Cebidae. Gene Ontology annotation, cellular component: axon.
CAACUGUAGAAUCAAAGGCUUCCAUUUAAAUUCAAACCUCGUUGUUGGAUUUUGUGCAUGUUAUUUCUUGAAGUUUCAGUUUCUUAUAUGGGAGAAAUGGCAUUUACCUCAGAAUUACUCUGAAGAUCAAAUGGGAUUGCUUUAAAGCAUUUAGCACAGUGUCUGACCCAUGGUAGAUGCUUAGUAAAUGACAGCUAUAUCAAUAAUAAUAACAAUUUUAUUGAAUGAGAACCCUUCGCCAGCCUACAAAAAAAGGACAUGGGGAGGAUAAGGAAGGGUGAUAAAAUUAACUGAUUCUAAGUGUGUAUGAGAUAGAUUACAUUAGGCAGGGGUGCCACGAGGAUUAUUAUGAUAGUGACCUUGUUGCUAAGUGCAAAAGCAAAACAGUGACAUAGAAACAAGUGUGCUAAGUACUGAGUGGAGGAGAGAGAUGGAGGCAGACGCUGCGGGGGAAAAAAAAGACUGAUUAAAAAGGGCCCUUUGAUUACACAGGCACAAAAAUUCCACAGCCAGGAAUUUGCUACCACCUCUGAGUCAGGCCCACAUGGGGGUGGGGUGCACAAUCCCAUUAGUGGAGAAUGCCUAGUGGGUUUAGUCUGUGAGAGUCACAUUUCUUAUUUGGACCAGUGUAGACAGAAGUAAACCCAGCUCACUUGUUUCCUGGGACAGUUGAAUUAGGGGAUGGCUUUUGCAGAGCAUUCACCGCUGGCCCCUCACCGUCGGGACCUCUGUAGCCGCUCUAUCUGGCUAGCAAGGAAGAUUCGUUCAGACCUGACUGCUCUUACGGAAUCUUACGUGAAGCAUCAGGGCCUGGAUAAGAACAUCAACCUGAAUUCUAUGGAUGGGGUGCCAAUGGCAAGCACUGAUCGGUGGAGUGAGCUGACCGAGGCAGAGCGACUCCAAGAGAAUCUUCAAGCUUAUCGUGCCUUCCAUGUUUUGUUGGCCAGGCUUUUAGAAGACCAGCAGGUGCAUUUUACCCCAACUGAAGGUGACUUCCAUCAAGCUAUACAUAGCCUUCUUCUCCAAGUUGCUGCCUUUGCUUACCAGAUAGAGGAGUUAAUGGUACUCCUGGAAUACAAGAUUCCCCCCAGUGAGGCUGAUGGGAUGCCUGUUGGUGUUGGAGAUGGUGGUCUCUUUGAGAAGAAGCUAUGGGGCCUAAAGGUGCUGCAGGAGCUUUCACAGUGGACAGUGAGGUCUAUCCAUGACCUUCGUGUCAUUUCUUCUCAUCAGACUGGGAUCCCAGCACAUGGGAGCCAUUAUAUUGCUAAGGAGAAGAAAAUGUAGCAGUUGGUCCCUUCUGUCUUCCUUGCUUUCUUUUCUAAUGGAAUAUACAUAGUUCCCUGGGGCCUCACUUUCCCAUCUCAAAUUUCUGAAAAUGAUUAAGACUACAGGCAUUUUUUUUCUUUUUCCCUGACCACCUGUAGCCUGUUGAAGGACUGCAGGCAUUUUCAUUAAGUAGGGUUGGAGACACACACAAGUUUAGUCUGGGGUGGGUGUGUGUACAUGCUGUAGGUGUAAGAGGGUGGGAGCAGGGAUAACGUCCUUCCACUUAAGGAUUCUAACCUAACACUAAGUAACCACUGCAGACAUUUAACAGCCUUACAGAUAGAAUAUACAUAUGUUAAUUCUGUUCUGGAUGGCUCGUCUGAGAAGACUCAAUUUAAAAUCAGACUCUUUAGCCAAUUUAAACGCUUAAAUAAUAAAAAUAAUAGCUAACUUUACUAUAUUGAGGCAAUAUGCCAAGGGUCUUUAUUAUGUACAGGUUUUACAACCUUGUGAGCAAGUUGGUGGUACUCCCAUUUGGAAGAUGAGAAAACAGGCUCACAGAGAUUUGGUCAAGCUCACCCAGCUAACAAGUGACGCACUAAGUUUGAACACAGAUCAUUCUCCUUGUAAAGCCUCUGUGUCUUUCACUUUAGAGGCUUGAUUAUGAAUCACUACACCUCUUUGUCACAGUAUAUUGGAAGAUGCAUCCAUGUAAUCUAUUCCCAUUGCUGGAAAACAGCUGCCAUUACAUGUCCUCAGAAGUCAGUUGCAAAUUUUAGCGUUAAAGCCAGGAUUUGUUGUUCAUACUUGGCAGUGAAGAGGGCAGCUGGAGAUCUUAAGAUUCCACUUUGGAAAAUGAUUAGGCCCACCAAAUUUCUGAACCUUGGAAGCUGGGGCUGUAUAGUAGUACAGCUUGGUUUUAAAGUGCCCACUAAGUGUUCUUGAAUAUUGGGUUAGGCAACGGCUUAUACCAGGUUAUCUCACUUUUACUAUAAUUAGUAAUGCAGGCAGUGUAACCCAAGCAUUUAUGGACAUUGAGUGGAAUCCUACUCAAGUUAAGUCACCGAAUUUUCACCUCAAAUUUUCUGGACUUAGUCAUGAGGAGAGGGUGAGGCCAACUCUGUUUCUACUGGAGAUGCCAGAGACUCUGAAACUGUACAACAAAGCCUCUGUGCUGCACAACAAAGACUCAGGCUCUGCUUUUAAUUUCUUGUAAGAACCACAUAUAGUGUGAAAGGUUGUUAAAUGUGGCUGUGUACCUGGUGGUAUAAUGUGAAUCCAAACAUUUUCAAGUGUGUCAUUUAUUUUAUACUUAUCGAUUAAAACUCAAGAUCAUGGAUUGGGGGCCCAAGUUCGUUUAUUUAAUUGAGGCUUCUGUUUUCUUAAAUGAACCAUGAGUCAGGACUAGCUCCCUUAGGUUUCAUGAAGGGAUGGGUAACUUGGCUUGUAUCCUUACAUGGUGUGUGUACAAACUCCACGAAGUAACUAUUACCAGUACUCUGGGCUAGGCAUUGUGACAGUUCAGGGAAAGUGAGGCUCUGCUUUCUAGUACGCAUUUUGGAAAUAUGAUUGUAUGUGUGUAUACAUACAUGUACACUGUUACUAUAAUCAGUGAUGCAGACAGAGUAACCCAAGCAUUUGUGGACAGUGAGUGGAAUACUACUCAAGUUAAAAAGUCACAGAACUCCUUCACCUCACAUUCUCUGGAGUAAGUCAUGAGGAGAGGGUGAGGCCCACUCUCUUCUCACUGGAGAUGCCAGAGAUUCUGUGUACGCACACACAAACACACACACACUUGUAAGUCCCAGGUUUGUUAGGAAGUUAAAGGAAGAAAAUUAAUGGGGGCCCAAAGCAGUUUCCUGGAGGAGGUAGGAAUUACGUCUCAAUACAAAACUACAAAAUACUCUCUACUGGUUGGGUACAAAAUAAAAGUCAUGAGAUAAGGGAAGAGUUGAUCGUUUGUAAUUUGGGUACAGGUAUAUAGUUCCCCACUGAAUGUAUAGUCUUAUUCCAUUCAAGCUUUGUCUUAAUCAUUUCUUCUGCUUAACAGCAGCAUUCUCAAAUAAAGUUUCUGCUUAUUAAUAUGAAA